GUAGGGCGUAACUUUCAAUACAUACCGAGGAAGCAAGUCAGCUCUAAAAUAGUUUUGAGUUGCUGUCGUUUUGUGUAGGGUUUGGAAACAAAGUGAUUAACAUUCGGUGUUCUAAUAGCAUUUAGAAACCCCUUUUUUAACGCAAAGACCUCAGUCUUGUUGGACUUUUAUUUUGCUAAUAGUUGAAACGGUGGACAUGCCUUUCUCCCGCAUGUGAUCGUGCGGCAUAUGCUGAACCAAUCUCCGCCCCGCUUGGUUCCGGCGUUGUUUGGGGACAUUAGGAAGAUGGCGGCUGCCCAGCUGUACUGUGUCUGCCGGCAGCCUUACGAUGUGAACCGGUUUAUGAUAGAAUGCGACAUCUGUAAGGACUGGUUUCACGGCAGCUGCGUUCAGGUGGAGGAGCACCAUGCUGUGGAUAUUGACGAGUACCAUUGUCCCAAUUGUGAAGUCCUCCAUGGACCCUCCUUGAUGAAAGAGCGCAAUAAUUGGCAUCGACAUGACUACACAGAGCCAGAUGAUGGAACCAAGCCAGUGCAGGCUGGGACAACUGUGUUUGUUCAGCAGCUCCAGGCUAGGACUUUUGCCAGUGCAGAUGAAAUCCUAUUAAAGAUGCAUGGGAGUCAUGUAACCCAGAAGUAUUUGGAGAGAGAGGGCUUCCACUACCCCAUUGCAGUGCCUGAACUGGAGGGACUGGGCCUUAAAGUCCCACCCCCAUCUUUCUCUGUGAAAGAUGUUGAACGUUAUGUAGGUGGUGACAAAGUCAUCGAUGUCAUUGACGUUGCCAGACAAGCUGACAGCAAGAUGAAACUUUGCGAGUUUGUGAAGUAUUACUACCAGCCAGAACGGCCAAAGGUGUUGAAUGUCAUCAGCCUGGAGUUCUCAGAUACCAAGAUGGCAAAUUUGGUGGCGGUGCCAGACAUAGCUCAGAAGAUGUCAUGGGUUGAGAACUACUGGCCUGACGAUUCAUUCUUCCCCAAGCCGUUUGUGCAGAAGUACUGUCUGAUGGGGGUGCAGAACAGCUACACUGACUUCCACAUAGACUUUGGAGGCACAUCUGUUUGGUACCAUGUGCUUUGGGGAGAAAAAAUUUUCUACUUGAUUAAGCCAACCAAGGCUAACCUUGCACUAUAUGAGGCGUGGAGCUCAUCUCCCAACCAGAGUGAAGUGUUUUUUGGAGAGAAAGUGGACAAGUGCUACAAAUGUGUAGUACGGCAGGGAACCACCCUUCUCAUCCCCACAGGAUGGAUCCAUGCUGUUUUGACCUCUCAAGACUGUAUGGCAUUUGGGGGAAACUUUCUUCACAAUCUUAAUAUAGGCAUGCAGCUCAGGUGUUAUGAGAUGGAACGACGUCUGAAAACCCCUGAUCUCUUUAAGUUCCCCUACUUUGAGGCCAUCUGCUGGUAUGUGGCCAAAAACCUUCUUGAGACCCUAAAGGAAUUACGAGAAGAUCAUUGUCAGCCAAAGGCCUACUUGGUGGAAGGAGUGAAAGCUUUAAUCAGUGCACUGAAAACCUGGCUGCGGAGAGAGCUGAAUGAGCCAACAAGUGAGGUUCCAGAUAACAUUAGGCCAAACCAUCUUAUCAAAGAGCUUACUAAGGAAAUCCGUCACCUGGAGGAUGACCAGAGUAAUGCACCAGGACAUAAGCACACAGUCAAGUCUCAGGGAAGUGCAGAGUGCCCAUUGACACGCUCAGCACUGGAACGUGGAUGCCAGGCAAAGCGGGUGGCACGACGGCUAAGGGAGCACCAGCACCAUCACCAUCACACACCCAAACCACCCUCAAAUCUAGAUAUCCUGGAGUUGCACACACAGGAGGUCCUGAAGAGGCUGGAGGUCGGUCUACUGGAUGAGGAUCCUGGCUUUAACUCUAAAGUGAAUGGAAAAUUUAACAAAGUUUGCACAGCUUCUGCAGCAGCCAUGGAGAGUAGUCAUAACAACAACCUUCGUCUGUUGCUUUGCAAUGGAAGAAUUGUUCGAGAUGGCAGGCAUUGCGUGCCAAAGAACAGUACGCUGAAACAAGAAAAAGAAAGUAGAAAGACUUUGGCACCCCAACAGAAGGAGAUAAAGACUGAGAGGGUGGAAGUGGAGCAACACAGCACCAUGGGUCAAUAUGAGAACCCUACCAACCAGAGUUUGCAUAAGCACAUUCAUACAGAACUCAGGAGAAAAACUUCAAAGCACCCUUGUGUCUCAGAUGGGGAAUCUCAGGAUGGAAGCAGCGCAGAGCACAAAGACUCCUCAGAGGAAGACUCAGGGAGUUCAGAAGAGGAAAGAGAAGAUGGAGAAGAGGAGAUGAAACAGCAGACAAGCCGGCAACACAGCCAACAACUCAAAUCACUCAAAAGAGAACGUCCUACCUCACCUACCACAGAAGAAGCCAUUCAAGGCAUGCUGUCCAUGGCUGGAUUACUGUGUCCACAGACACCAGAAGGCACUGGUUCUCAAGAGCCGUGGUGGCUAAGCUUAACUCACAGCUCACCUGAAUCUACAGAGGAGCAUCAACAAAGCAGUCAAGAUGCUAAAGGAUUUAUGGACAGUCAAGGCAAUAGUAGCAGUGAGGCCUGGGACAACCAUGGGCUCUCGUUAAGCCAUCACAGUCCCCUAAGUCAAGACGGCAGUCCAGGAGCAGACUACGAAUACCGAGAGAGUUCCCUGUCCCCUCCAUUACACCCAUCAAAGAGGCACGCUUCCAACCCUUCACCGAUCAGCAACCAGGCAACUAAAGGAAAGCGUCCUAAAAAAGGAAUGGCAACAGCUAAACAAAGGCUGGGGAAGAUCCUGAAGCUAAGCAGACAAAAUCAUCUCUUUGUUUAAUAUUGUGGAAGACAAUGAAGAAGCUUUAGUAUUUGGAGUUCCAGCUUUCCCUGGAAUACACACAGACAUUCGAGAUAGCUUUUGUUUAUUUCACCUCUCGCUCACUCAUACGCACUCAUACACUAAGCAUGCUUGGAAGACAGGGUAUAUUGAGUUACCGGAGCACCUUGCCUCAUGUCACAGAAAAAGAUUCAAUGUUAAUUGGAGACCCGUCGUCUAAUAAUCACCCGGAGUUUAAAAGAGAUCCUUUGUCAGUUUGUCUUGCAAAAGUGGCACUUAUUCAAACGCUGUCUUAGUGGAAAAUCCUGCCUGGGAUUCAACCAGAACCUGAAACUGUUUGCAUUUACAUUUCAACCCCGCAUCUCCGGAACACCUCUCUCUGCUCCCAUGAAUAAGUGUAGCACUAAGUGAAAAAAAUCAUUGCUUUCAAGACGUCGACAAUGUUGAGAGCUGGUUGUUUGGCCUGCUGUUGCCUGACACUGGGACAAGAUCGCCUGACUCUUAAGUGGCUUUCCUUUUUUUUCUUUAUUUAUUUAAUCUUGCAAGGCCCUUUGAAGGGAGUCCGGGUUAAAGACUGAUAUUUCUUGAUGGUGCUGAUUAUUUGUACAUCCUGCUAUAUCCCCUUGUCCUCAAAACCAGCAAUAAUUGUGUGGUGUUUACUGGAGACUUGAUCUUUUUUUCUUCUUCUUCUUUUAUGGCAGCACUCUCAUUUAACAAGUCUAACCAAAGAUCACUGGUCAGCAGUGUGUAACUAGCAAUUUUUUCUUUGAAAUUACAUCUUAAGUUCUUAAGGUGCCAACCCUAAUUGUUCUAAAUGAUGGUCUGUUAAUGUUAACACAGACACAAAUCUUGUGAAUAUUAAGACCAUAUUUAACUAUGACAGGAAUUUGAGGCCAAGAUGAUGCUGUGUCUAAUUGCAUACUGUUAUGCCUCCAGGUGGCCGAGGAAAGACUAUAAAUGAAAGUGCUGCCUGACAAAGAAAUGUGUCAGUUGUAGCAUAUAAGUAAUGAAUGAGUGAUUUGUUAUUUUUGAGCAUUAGAUGUGUGCACUGGAAAAAUUGAUUGAGUUUUGUGCUUAUAGAUUUUUUUCCCUAAAUGUCUGUUUGCUUUGUUUUGUUUGUUUGGCUGUUAACUUAUUUAUUAAUUUGAGUUAAAUAAUGAUAUACAAUACAUUAUGUGCUUCCUUAUUUGGUGUCUGUAGUUCACAGGCCGGUGUUUCUCCAUGAUUUUACUCCUUUUGUAAAUAUUAACUUGAAGAUCAUAAAUUCAAGCUAUCACACAUUACAGUUCUAUAUAGUUAAAUACUAAGCCACAGUACUUUGCAUUAGAAACUUGUCAAGGUUCGCUAACAAAUUUCCCAAACAUUUCUGUCUGGGAAGUCAUAGCCAAGACUCGAAUAAUAAAUUGAUUUUACUUAGGGGGUUUCAGAAAGUAAGAGUGUUGCUAAUGAUCCAGAAGAUUUUCUUUAGUUAAUUUACAUUCUGCUACACAGCAUGCUGUUGUACUGGCAGACUCUCCAAAGCUAUUGUGAAAUCCUGCCUUCCUGGAUGAACAGGGAGGUUUUCAAUGAAAAAUAGUUGAUCAUCUGCCUAAUCACCAGCUGAUUGUUUUCCAUGAGGGUAUUUUGUAUAAUACUGAUGAAAUGUCCUCUCCUGUGGGAUCUACAGUCUUUCUCAGGGAACUGUUCCUUUGUUGUGGCAUAUUUGAUGUCAUCACCAGCAACAUCAUAAGCUGUGAUCUUCUCAUAUGUUCCUUACUCGUUUUACCUCAUUCAGCAGUAGAGGUUCCAUACCACUCAUUAUUAAGUUCACCCCAAUUCAGAAAACCAGUCCUCUCACAUUCUGCAUUACUGAGAGUAUGUGCAGUCAGCCAUGUAAUUUUAAUCUACAGUUUUGAUUGGAAAAAAAAAAAUCUCAUGAUUAGUGCUACCUUUGUUGAAAUUUGCAAUGUACUGUCUCCUCUGCAGUGGGAAGAUUUACCUGUCAUUUUGUGGAACUGGCCUGCAGGCAGGAAUCCUCACGUGAUUUAUUGUACAGUAUUUAUUGAACUUUGGGAUACAGAGCGGUUUACCAUUUGUGGUAUGGGUUGAGCAUCACUGUGGUCAAUUUCCUUUAUUUUAUUCCACUGACUCCCUGAUGACCCCUAAUAAUGUCUACAGAUGAACAAUGUCAAGGUGACAAAUGUUUUCACAUGCAAUGUAAAUGUCACUGUAUUUGAGAAAAAAAUUACUUGUAAAUAUGUGUUGAAUAAUUUUAUUAAUCACUUUUAUUAAUCACAGUUUUACCUCUGAUUUGACAAAGUGAGAAAUAAAACACUAUUGGCAGAAUCAAA
This is a messenger RNA of Chanos chanos (milkfish), 5144 nucleotides long. It is a transcript of the gene kdm7aa, whose product is annotated as lysine (K)-specific demethylase 7Aa. The record is from RefSeq and is a predicted model, not a curated record. The coding region runs from base 229 to 2814 and encodes 861 amino acids. The transcript is spliced from 18 exons. Lineage: Eukaryota; Metazoa; Chordata; Actinopteri; Gonorynchiformes; Chanidae.